Messenger RNA from Taeniopygia guttata (zebra finch), 1974 nucleotides. The record is from RefSeq and is a predicted model, not a curated record. NCBI's taxonomy places the organism in Eukaryota, Metazoa, Chordata, Aves, Passeriformes, Estrildidae.
GCCACAGCGGAGGCUUUGAAAGGGACCAGGAAGAAAAACGGGAGUGUUUUCCGGAGCACGUGAGCAAAAAUUACCGCCAGCAAGGGAACGGCCGACAAAGCAAGGCUUUAUUGCUUUCGUUUGUAAUCAAGAGCUCAGGAAUUAUUCCCCGGCGGCUCUGCGGUUCGACAGGGAGGAGAAGGAAGGCUCGGCCGGCGCCCCCCGCUGGGGCAGCAGCUGUGGUAGCGCCCAGGCUCGUGGGUUGGCGCGCGGUUCGAAAAGUGCGGGGCGCGCGCGCCGGCGCUGAGCGCUGCCUCCCCUCAGCGCGGCCCCUCCGCUCCCCGGCUCUGAGCGCUGCCUCCCCUCAGCGCCCUCAGUGCGGCCCCUCCGCUCCCCGGCUCUGAGCGCUGCCUCCCUCCGCUCCCCGGCUCUGAGCGCUGCCUCCCCUCAGCGCGGCCCCUCCGCUCCCCGGCUCUGAGCGCUGCCUCCCCUCAGCGCCCUCAGUGCGGCCCCUCCGCUCCCCGGCUCUGAGCGCUGCCUCCCUCCGCUCCCCGGCUCUGAGCGCUGCCUCCCCUCAGCGGCCUCCCCCACAGCUCCGGCUCCCUCCGCUCCUCUCUCAAGGCCGGGUGUCCGCGGCUCCCGACUGCGCUGCUCGGACACCGGUUCCGCCCCUGGGGCACCUCUGUCACCUGCGAGCCUCGGCGCGGGUCAGCUCCGGUUCUUCGGACGAGUCGCGAUUUCAGCAGCGCCCUGCGCGGUCUGAAAGGCCGCGGGGAAGCAGCGGGCACGGAACGCACCAGUUCGGCUCUCACAAACGCUCCAAAGCGCUCGUCACCUCCUCCUGUGGCAGCAUAAAGUCAAAUACUCGGGGCUGUAAACGGGCAGUGAUUCUGAGAAAUGGACGAGGGCAUUUUUCAAGCUUAUGAAGAUGAAAUUCAGGCACUGGAAGAAGAAAUUAGGCUGUUGACAGAAAAGUAUGAAGAUAUGCAACAAGAAUCCACCUUCUUUUCUGAUGAGGAGAUACUGAAGUCAAUAAACUCAUUCCAAAGAGCAACUCAGGGAGAAACCAAGGAACAUGCAUCUCUAUCCAACUUGAAAGCUCAGCUUGAAAGUCUAGAAGCAGAUCUCUCAUUUUUAAUAGAAUUAACUGGGUUUAAUUUCAUUAGUCAUUCCAAGAAAACAGUGGAAAAAACUCAAAACGGGACGCUGCAGAAGCAUAGAUUAUCAGGGAAGUGUCACUCCCUGUCUUUUCAGCUGGAAUUUCAGCUUCUUGAAAUGGAGAACAAUGAGGAAGUGUCUGCUGUUGUUAGUGAUCUCAGUAUUAUAAUGGAAUCCACAGAAGAUUCAAAUGUGAGCAAGUUUCUGUCACGCACUGAAGAACGUGGAGAUCUUCUAACAUUUUUCAGAAGCAUUUCAACCUAUGCUGAGUGGUAUGAACAUCGUAAACAUACCUUCCUGCAUUUCAAGGCCAAGUAUCCUGAAAUUGUGAGCCUUCCGGAAGGACUGCUGGGAGAUUUCAUGAUUCUAAGGAACCCCAAAGUUUCUGGGUUUGAAUUGAUGAUUGUCUGGAAGAUCCAUCUGGAUGAAGAAGGGAUCACUACACCUGUCCUGGACCUGCUGCCCAAAAUACCAAAGCAAGUCCUGGAGCAGAGGAUGAGCAGCGUGGAGAGCAUCCCUGGCAAGUUCCGGAGCGCACUCCGGCUCUUCGGGAUCGAGGCAGCCAUCGAGAACCUGAUCAAAGUGCUGGGCUCAGGAAAAUGAAUGCCAGCAUUACUUACACCAGGUAGCAAUUUCAAAAGUAGUUUUAAUUAAGAUAUUGUGUUACACAGUCUGUAAUUUUAUUGAAUAUAAACAUUAAGUUAUUUUCCAUUUAGAAACCAUACUCAUAAAACAUGCUAUCUGUACAAUUAUGGCACGUUAUAUAUAAAUUGUCAUGACAUGAAAAUAAAUACAGCCAUUUAAAUACAAAAAUGCCAAAUAAAAUAGUUACAUGUA